UGAUGUUACUCAGAGCAGAGCGCUAUCAGAGAUACUCACCGUCGUUAGGCCGCGCAAGCUUCCGUUGUCAAGUCUUUGUCCCGCUUUUUGUAUAUACACGUAUGCCUAUAUGUUAACUUUUUACACAGGAUUCCCUACUGGCUACCUAUAACAUGUCGUCUUCUGCCUUUUUUACGUUAUUUCUACCUGCAUUCCUUCUAUUUGGUCAUUGUACACAGGUGUUGACAGAUUCGCAGGGUUUCUAUAGCAACGAAGAUACAGUGUGGGUGGAAGAUGAAUUCGAUGCUGGAGCGCCAUCAAAUGCGACAUUGUCAGCCAAUGAGACUUCAAUCGGUAGUUCCUCAACAACCUUCGUCACGACGACUCCCAAUAUGACAUCCGAGAUGAACCAAUCAACGACAACUACUCAGAAAGUGACGUCGUCAAUGUCUCAACCAGGGACGUCCAUCGUAGGAUCUAAUACGCCAACGUCUCCCCCACGAACGUCCACCAUAAGAUCUAAUACGGCAACGUAUCUACCAGGAGCGUCCACAAUAGGAUCGAAUACGUCAUCGUCUCUGCCAGGAGCGUCCACAUUAGGAUCUAAUACGUCCACGUCUCUAUCAGGAGAGUCCACAAUAGAAUCUAAUAUGUCCACGUCUCUGCCAGGAGCGUCCACAAUAGGAUCUAAGACGUCAACGUCUCUGCCAGAAGCGUCCACCAUAGGAGCUAAUACGUCAACGUCUCUGCCAGGAGUGUCCACAUUAGGAUCUAAUACGUCAACUUCUCUAUCAGGAGCGUCCACAAUAGAAUUUAAUAUGUCCACGUCUCUGCCAGGAGCGUCCACAAUAGGAUCUAAUACGUCAACGUCUCUGCCAGGAGCGUCCACCAUAGGAUCUAAUACGUCAACGUCUCUGCCAGGAGCGUCCACCAUAGGAUCUAAUACAUCAACGUCUCUGCCAGGAGCGUCCACCAUAGGAAUUAAUACGUCAACGUCUCUGCCAGGAGCGUCCACUAUAGGAGCUAAUAUGUCAACGGCGGUGCCUGGCAAAACGGCCGCCCCAACAACAACCAACACAACGAAAAAGAUUACGCUUGCGCCAUCAAAUGCGACAUUUUCAGGCAAUGAAACGUCCACCAAUGGAUCUGCAAAUACGGCCAACUCAACAGCCUCACUUUCAGCGAUGUCCAGUCUUACACCCAAGAUCAACCAAUCAACUGCGGCCACACCGAAAAGCAAUGUUUCGAUGCAAACGCCGGGGACGAGAGCACUAGAGACGACAGAAACGCCACAGACGCCAGAAACGUCAGAAACACCAGAGACGCCAACAUCCAAACCGACGGAUACAUCGACAAAGAAGAGUGUAGGACAGGAAAUAAAGGAAAGAUUAGAGCGUGGUGAAGUGACCGCCAUUGUUCUACUGACGCUGGCAAUCGUCAUUGUGGUGGCCAUCUUUGUUGGUGUGGGUGUGUGUGUUAAAACAAGAAGGCAGAAAAGGCGGAACACUCUAUAUGACGACACAUACGUGUUUGGUGACAAGUCUAAAGAGAUCCACCAGGAACACCAAGAGAACGCAGCGUUCCGGCAGAUUGACGAAGAAGCCGAUUUACAGAUGACAGAUCUGACGGAAAUGCAGCCCAAUACGCCAAUCGUUGCCGGUUCAUCCGGUCAGCAGUGAAGAGCGUCCCAAUUAGACGUUGAAAACAGAUGCAUACUAGUAUCAUGUUACGAAAAGUGUUCGUACUAAGAUGUCGUAUAUUAAAAGUGCAGAGCAUACCUACCUGGGCCAGUCUGAUUGCAUGGCUCAUUAGUUCUUGGUUUAUAACCACUUGCUUAUUACACUAUCUCUUGCCGUCAGUAUCACGACAGUGUCUCCUGGUUGAGUAAGUGUGGUUCUAAUGUUGUAUUUAUUCCUACUUCAGUGAAGCAUCAUGUCGAAUGAAAGAAUGAAUGCAUGAAUGAGUGGGGUUUAACGUCGUACAUAACAGUUUUUUAGUCAUAUAACGACAAGGAGUCAUGAGGAGUAUCAUGUCGAAAAUUAGCAUAUACGUGCAUAGGCCCAGUAGGAUACUACGGUGAACAAUUGUUGCCUCUGUUUUUUCUGCAUGCCAGUUUUCUGAAACACUAUUCAGUUCUUGAAAUGUAAAAUUCCGCUAUAUCAAUCAACUUGCUUUUUCUUUAAAAUGAAAAUUGGGAAAUGCGUGACAUGUACUUGAGGGUCAUGCCUGGUGUUCAAUGGUCCAAACGCCCUUAUUGCUGCAGCAUUAAAUGGCCCUGUUUUCACGGAAGGAUUUUUGAAACUAUUAAGUGGUGAUCUUAAAUUCAGUGUUCCUGUCAUUAAUAUAGAAAUGAAAUAAGAAUAAGUGAACACUGUAACUUUUCAAUUCUUGAUGCACAUUUGCUAUCUUGUUGUUCCAAUGCCCGUUAAUACAUAUUUCGGUGGGGGGGGGGGGGGGGAGCUAUGUGGGCCAGGUGGUAAGCGGCGCAAUGAUCCACUAUAGCCUCUAAUGCGGUUACUGUGAGUUCAAUUCGAGCUCAAGCUCUCAAGCUUCCUCUCCGGCCGUAUGUGGGAAGGUCUGCUUCGGCUUCCAAAGAAAAAACUGACCGCCACCAUAUAAAAGAAAAAUGCUGUAUAGGGCGUUGUUAGGAGGUCUUGUUUUAUAUUUUCGUCGUCUUGGAUUAGAUCGCCUCGAUGGAUAUAUGAACAGUUGCAAUCAAAGCCAGGCAUGGAGGACACUGGAUAUAUGAACAGUUGCAAUCAAAUGCAUACUACAUGUGGUAUUUUGUUUAACGACAACAUAUAAGCUAUAUAUACCAUGGUACUUGAUUUGAAUUCCGAUUACUUUUAUUCCUUCCUUGCGUCUUUGCGGUGUCUUUUAAAAAUUUUGACAGCUCAAUUCUCUUUGCAUUAAUCCGUCUUAAUUUCGUACUUCAUAUACUUUCUCAGUUUUUUGGUGGUUUGUGUUGAACAAUUUUUAUGGAAAAGUCCUGCCGAUCAUCGACGAUUUUGUUUGACGGCUGGUAUGCGAAAACCUGUCCUGAGACUAACAUUUAUAUUAAUAUAUUAUCAUGGUACGUUAAAUUACGAUGGGUGUCACACAUAUAUUGCAAGUCAUGAUGAUGGGUUGCACAGAUAUGUGUGCUAUAUAUGGACCAAUGUAUACAAUGCGUCCACGUUUGCCUAUCUUGCCAAGUACUCCAUAUAA
This is a messenger RNA of Liolophura sinensis, 3186 nucleotides long. Its product is annotated as mucin-5AC-like. The record is from RefSeq and is a predicted model, not a curated record. The transcript is spliced from 8 exons. Bases 153 to 1658 code for a protein of 501 amino acids. NCBI's taxonomy places the organism in Eukaryota, Metazoa, Mollusca, Polyplacophora, Chitonida, Chitonidae.